AUGAAUGAAAAUAAUAAAAUACUUAAUGAAUAUAGAAGAGAAUCAUUAAGUUCAACUAAUUAAACAGUUAUUACUAAAAUAUAUGAAUAAAUAGAUUGUGAAGCCUUUUAAUAAUUACUUAUAUAAGAGAGUGUUGAGAUAAAGAGGAAGAAGAUAAUAAUAGAUAGAGAUGUAUAAAUUUAGUAGGUGUUAAAAUUAAAUGGAAUAGAAUCAAUUAUUUAAUUUAAGGGAGGUAGUUUAGUAUUUGAAGGAACAACUAUUGAUUCUAUUUUUGAUGAAGAAUGUUAUAUUUAAGGAUUUUAAAUAGAUGUAUGUUAAAAUACUCCAUGUAUAAGAGUACAUUAUAGAAACUUGAUGAUUAUGGCAUGUAGUAUUGAGAACUUUUAAAAUAGAGGAGUCUUUAUUAAAUUUGAUAACUCAUUAAUUAUUAAUGAUACAAUUUUAAAUGGAUUUUCAGUUUUGGUAUGUUGUGAAGGCAAUGGAAAGAAAUUGAGUAUAAAUCAUUCCAUAAUAUAGAGUGAUUAUUAAUAAUAAUAAUAAUCAAUUUUAAUUCAUGCAGAUAAUUUGGGUGAAUUUGGAUUGGAUAUAACAAAUUCAAUAAUUGAAGGUAGUUCAAUCAUUGUAACAAAUAGUAAUAAUGUAGAAGUUAAAAUAUAAGAUAAUGAAUUUAAAAAUCAAUAAAUAUCUAUAUCUUUUGAAAAUGUUUAGAAUAAAUCAAUAAUAAUUGAAAAGAACAUUUUCUUUCGAUCAAUGGAUUAUGCAAUUAAAAUGAAUAAUAUUGUAGUUGAUAAAUUAUAAUUGAUCAAAAAUACAAUCUCUAAAUGUAGAAUUGGAUUAUUUUUGUAGAAUGUAAUAGAAUUCUGUCCAUUAAUUAAACAUAUUAAACCAAUCUGUCUUAAAUAGAAUGUAAUGACAAAUAUGGAAUAAACAGCCAUAAUUAUAAGAGAAGUGAUUUGUAUGGAAAUUGAUGAAAUCAAUAUCUAAGAUAACACUAUUGGAAUGGAUAUUGAUAUAAGUACUUCUAAAAUGUCUGAAUAAAUCCCAAUCAAUCCUUUUAUUAUUUCUAUUAAGAAUUCAACUAUAAGUUCUAAUCGUAUUCAUGGUAUCUUUAUCAAUAGUAAUUUAUCUUACAAUCCCAUAAAUCUUUAGAUCUCUAAAAGUGCUUUCUAUUCUAAUUGUAAUGCAUUGAAUCUCUCACAUUAAGGUGAACCACAUGAUAGAAGUAAAUCUGUAUAUAUUAAACAGUUUUCAAGGUCAAUAUUAAUAAUUCCCAAUUCCAAGAUAACAACUUUUCUAAUUCCAACUCUAACUAUGAACUGAAUAUCAUCAAUACUAAUAUUGUAGUAAUCAAAAUCUAAAUAAUUUGAUAGAUUAAUAAACAACUCUAUUUUAAUUCUAGGUCAAAAACCUGUCAAAUUAUGUGA
Paramecium sonneborni is the source of this 1424-nucleotide messenger RNA. The record is from the annotation of a GenBank genome assembly. NCBI's taxonomy places the organism in Eukaryota, Ciliophora, Oligohymenophorea, Peniculida, Parameciidae.